Molecule: messenger RNA, 1486 nt
Organism: Seriola dumerili (greater amberjack)
Lineage: Eukaryota; Metazoa; Chordata; Actinopteri; Carangiformes; Carangidae
Product: aspartate aminotransferase, cytoplasmic-like
Exons: 9
Coding region: 110-1342 (410 amino acids)
Biological process (GO): L-aspartate biosynthetic process
Cellular component (GO): cytosol
Molecular function (GO): pyridoxal phosphate binding; L-aspartate:2-oxoglutarate transaminase activity
Source: RefSeq, a predicted model, not a curated record
UGAAGGUGAAGCUGGCCCGUGUCACUCUCUCUCUGCCCGUCGCUUGAAGCACCCUCUCCCGUCUCCUCCUCCUGCACUGCACCGGGAUCAUCUGCUUUAGCCCCGAGCCAUGUCCAUAUUCAGCGAUGUCCCGCAGGCCCCUCCCGUGGCGGUCUUCAAACUGACGGCCGACUUCAGAGAGGACAGCCACCCGCAGAAGGUGAAUCUGGGAGUUGGAGCUUACCGUACUGAUGACUGCCAGCCCUGGGUGCUGCCUGUGGUGAAGAAGGUGGAGCGUCUGAUUGUGGAGGACGCCAGCCUGAACCACGAGUACCUGCCCAUCCUCGGCCUGCCAGAGUUCCGCUCCGCCUCCUCCAAGGUCGCGCUGGGAGACGACAGCGCCGCCAUCAAGGAGAACAGGGUUGGAGGGGUCCAGGCUUUGGGUGGCACCGGUGCGUUGAGGAUCGGGGCAGAGUUCCUGCGGCGCUGGUACAACGGCACCAACAACACAGCCACGCCCGUCUACGUCUCAGCGCCCACCUGGGAGAAUCACAACAGUGUGUUUGCUGAUGCUGGCUUCAAAGACAUCCGGCCUUACCACUACUGGGAUGCUGCUAAGAGGGGCCUGGACCUCACCGGGCUCCUGGAUGACCUGGAGAAAGCUCCAGAACACUCCAUCUUCGUCCUCCACGCCUGCGCACACAACCCCACCGGCACUGACCCCACCCCGGACGAGUGGAAGCAGAUCGCAGAGAUCAUGAAGAGGAGGAAGUUGUUUGUGUUCUUUGACUCGGCCUAUCAGGGCUUCGCCUCUGGCAGCCUGGAUAAAGACGCGUGGGCCAUCCGGUACUUUGUCUCCGAGGGUUUUGAGCUCUUUGUGGCUCAGUCCUUCUCCAAAAACUUCGGCCUGUACAAUGAGAGAGUGGGGAAUCUGACGGUGGUUGCCCAGGACAACGAGAAUCUGACCCGCAUCCUGUCUCAGAUGGAGAAGAUCGUCAGGACGACCUGGUCCAACCCCCCAUCCCAGGGAGCACGCAUCGUCAGCAAGACCCUCAACUGCCCCGAGCUGUUCGCUGAAUGGAAGGGUAACGUGAAGACCAUGGCGGACCGGGUUUUGUUGAUGAGGGAUCAGCUGAAGGCCAAGCUGCAGGCUCUGGGCACCCCGGGGACCUGGGACCACAUCACCCAGCAGAUUGGCAUGUUCAGCUUCACCGGCCUGAACCCCAAACAGGUGGAGUUCAUGAUCAAAGAGAAGCACGUGUACCUGAUGGCCAGCGGUCGCAUCAACAUGUGCGGCCUGACCACCAAGAACAUCGACUAUGUCGCUCAGUCCAUCCACGAGGCCGUCACCAAGGUCCAGUAAAGGCUGCUUCUCGCUGUCCGCCCACUUCCUGCCUCCUGUGCCCCACAGGAAGUCUCAUCAUGUCUGUGCCCCCUCCUCUCUGUGCCCAUCCCUUGCUUAUCCUCUCCUCUGAUUGGAUAAACUGCAGCAGGAUUUUUUUUUUUU